AUGACGAUCACACCGCUGCAGAGGGUGUCCGUCGGCCGCAAUGGCGUCGGCGCAUUCAUCAUGCAGUGCAAGAGGCUGGAAUUCCACUACUGCGACUGGGCUGGGAGCUCCAAGGGCAUGAACCAGUUUAUCAAAUCGCAUCUCCCCGCCUUCGCCGCGAAGCACCCGCAGAUCGAGAUCACAGUCUCCCCGAGGCCCUCGAAGCACCCGGUCAUCACCGGUCACUACAUCAACGGGCGAUCCAAGCCUAUAUGUGUCCGGAACCUCGAAGCAAACCAGAUUCUGCAGAAAGUCGAGAUUCUCAGGGAUUCGGAUGGAGAGAAGAACAAGCGAUACUCGAAGCCCGUCACCAGCAUUAAUCUGGGUGUUAGGGGUAUUUGGAGUCCUUACCAUGGCAAAGGUAUGCCUGUAUGA
Molecule: messenger RNA, 414 nt
Organism: Gaeumannomyces tritici R3-111a-1
Lineage: Eukaryota; Fungi; Ascomycota; Sordariomycetes; Magnaporthales; Magnaporthaceae
Product: mitochondrial 54S ribosomal protein L51
Exons: 3
Coding region: 1-414 (137 amino acids)
Biological process (GO): mitochondrial translation
Cellular component (GO): mitochondrial large ribosomal subunit
Molecular function (GO): structural constituent of ribosome
Source: RefSeq, a predicted model, not a curated record